Messenger RNA from Mycena citricolor, 954 nucleotides. The record is from the annotation of a GenBank genome assembly. Lineage: Eukaryota; Fungi; Basidiomycota; Agaricomycetes; Agaricales; Mycenaceae.
AUGUCCUCAGACUCGACUCCCAUUACUCCUCUCCGUAUUACCAUUGUUGGCGCCGGUCUUGGCGGUCUCGCUGCUGCCCUGGCCCUGCGGCAAAACGGGCACAUUGUGCAGGUGUUUGAGAGGUCGGAGAACAAGACGGAGGUUGGCGCAGCGCUGGCGCUGCAGCUGAACGCCAUCCGCGUCUUGGAACAUUUUGGCGUCCAGGUUAAGAACUUGAAGGGUGUUUCUUUUCAGGGUUCGCUCAUCCGCACGCAUGUGCUUGGAUAUGCCCAGAACGCCUCACCGACUGGGAUCGUUUGUUGUCGCGCAGUGUUCCACACACCCUCUGCAGAGAGCAUCCAGCCGGGUCUAGAGUGGCUCACCACGGGUAUCCGGGGCAUCCGGAACGGAGAACUGAUCAAUUCAGCUCACUUCUAUACGGAAACAGAUGAGGAGAAGAAGGACGUCUCGAGCCCAGUCUCGACCCCAUCGAUCUCUCCAGCGGAAGUGCGCGCCAAAUUCGCCGACUACCACUCCAAGUUCCACCGCCUGCUAGAUCUGCCGAACCACACCGGAACCAUCUUCCGCUGGCGACUGCGGACGCUCCCUGCGCUCCCGACGUGGUGCAAAGGUCGCACCGCGCUUCUGGGAGAUGCCGCCCAUGCGACGCUCCCGUUCCUUGGGCAGGGCGCGGCGAUGGCCAUCGAAGAUGCGGCUGUUCUUGCCUGCCUCCUGCCCAUCGGCACCACACCUGAGGACAUUCCUGGUCGACUUGCGGUGUGGGAGCAUGUCCGCAAGCCAAGGGCAGACUACGUGAGCAAGGCGAGUAUUGAACAGAUGGAUAUUAUUGUAGCUGGUCAGCAAGCCACCACACUGAUCAAUGGUGACACGCGCCCGAAGUUGGUGGAAUACAAUGCUAUUGCAGCUGGUCGACGGGCCUAUCAGGACAAUUUCACUGGCGGGCAGAAGGCCUAG